Molecule: messenger RNA, 1063 nt
Organism: Clupea harengus (Atlantic herring)
Lineage: Eukaryota; Metazoa; Chordata; Actinopteri; Clupeiformes; Clupeidae
Product: procathepsin L-like
Exons: 7
Coding region: 5-1018 (337 amino acids)
Biological process (GO): proteolysis
Molecular function (GO): cysteine-type peptidase activity
Source: RefSeq, a predicted model, not a curated record
CAGCAUGAGGUUGUUGAUCAUUGCAGCUGCCUCUCUGGCAGUGGUGAGCUGUGCCAGCCUCUCUCUGGAGGACCUGGAGUUCCACGCAUGGAAACUCAAGUUUGAGAAAUCCUAUAGCUCACUUGAGGAGGAGGCCCAUCGUAAAAAAAUCUGGCUCUCCACCCGCCGCAGGGUCCUGACCCACAACAUCCUGGUUGAUCAGGGCAUCAAGACCUACCGCAUGGGCAUGAACCAGUUCUCUGACAUGGACAGUGAGGAAUACAGUCAGACUGUCCUCCUCAGAAACAUGAUCCCCUCCAAUGAGACCAAAGCCAUGCCCCACCGAGGCACAAUAACCUCCAAACCUAAAGGGGGCACUGCUAAGCUGUCAGCCUCUGUGAACUGGAGGGAUAAUGGUUGUGUUACACCUGUCAAAAACCAGGGGCACUGUGGAUCCUGCUGGGCCUUCAGCACGACAGGUGCACUGGAGUCCCACACCUGCAUAAACUAUGGGUACCUGCCCUCUCUGAGUGAACAGCAGCUGGUGGACUGCUCUGGGUCCUAUGGAAACAACGGCUGCAAUGGAGGUCGGAGAGAUCCAUCAUUUCAGUAUGUCAUUGAUAACGGGGGGAUAGACACAGAGGCCUAUUACCCCUACGAGGCAAAGGAUGACAAUUGUCGCUUCAAACCCUCUGAUGUUUGUGCCUCCUGUAGAGGAUACACCAAGGUGAAACCUCCAGGAAAUGAAUCUGCCCUUCAAGAGGCUGUGGCCAAUGAGGGACCCGUGUCUGUGGCCAUUGAUGCUGAGCAGGACUUCCGGUUCUAUGAGUCUGGUGUCUAUAAUGAGCCGUCCUGCAGCAGAACUAGACUGAAUCAUGCUAUGUUGGUGAUGGGCUAUGGAACUGAAGAUGGCCUAGACUACUGGCUGGUGAAAAACAGCUGGAGUGCUUCUUGGGGAGAGGAAGGCUACAUCAAGAUGUCCCGGAAUCAGGACAACCAGUGUGGCAUUGCUUCCUAUGCCUUCUACCCUGAGGUCUGAUGGUGAGCAGAUAAGGAUUUGCAUCUUGGAGGUUGUUGUCAUGUU